This is a messenger RNA of Neoarthrinium moseri, 1506 nucleotides long. RefSeq lists its product as uncharacterized. Bases 1 to 1506 code for a protein of 501 amino acids. Gene Ontology annotation, molecular function: protein binding. Lineage: Eukaryota; Fungi; Ascomycota; Sordariomycetes; Amphisphaeriales; Apiosporaceae. The record is from RefSeq and is a predicted model, not a curated record. Gene Ontology annotation, cellular component: nucleus. The transcript has 3 exons.
AUGAAAUUACCACCUGGACUUAUGCUGGCUGGCUCAGCUAGCACUCCGCGGGGCCGCUCGCUCACCACACAGCGCGCGAUUGGCCCCGGCGGGGUGAUAGCCGUCUUUGACGAGCCCAGCAUCACGAUUCCGAGUUCGCCAUGCCUCCAUCUGACAUGCAACUACUGUUUGGCCGGACCCGAAGUCCCCGUUCGUGCCUGCACUGGCUGCCGCACGGCGACUUAUUGUAGCCCGGUAUGCCAGAAAGCAGACUGGAAACUCGUGCACAAGGGUGAAUGCAAGGUCUUCAAGCGCGUAAAGGCAGAGGGCCACGACUUUCUUCCCACUGGAGUACGAGCUCUGGUACACAUGCUCUUGAGGACAGAUAUGGCGGCUGCAGUUCAGGAGAUGGAGGCACACACUGAAGGGUUUCGCGCCCAGAAAGAGGAGUGGCGGGACAUGGAACUCCAAGCCCUGGCGGCGAUGCACUACCUCGGACGGGAAGCGAGCCCACAGAGCGUCAACGAGGCAAUAGAUUUGCUUUGCAAGCUCCAAGUCAACUCGUUCAACAGAGAAGACGAAGACACUGGGGAUUCAGGGAUCUUCGUCAACCCGGCGCUAGCUAUGGUGAACCACUCAUGUGUACCGAACGCUUUCGUUAAGUUCGCAGGCAGAAAAGCUUCUCUUCAUGCCUACAGAGCUAUCAAGGAGGGCGAAGAGGUCGAAAUCUCUUAUAUAGAACUCAACCUCUGCAGUCUUAACUCGGAUCUAAGCACACUUCGCAACAACCCUAGUCAAGGACUACUCUCAUCCAACAAGGAUUUGGCAAGGCUUCUCGAGGAGAUCUACCCCCUCUGUUCUACACGCCUCAGCAGCUCAGAAACUUCCGAAAACCCGACUGCAGUCAUCCGGAAAAAGUGGCAACUUUGCGAACCGCUCCGCGCUGCGCAGCUUUUCGCGAUAGAACCUCUGCCCCAAGUCAUGGGAGAAGCGAGCAUAGUUCUCGGCGAGCGCGAAGAUCACCCCUUUGCAUUGGCUAUCUGUUGCUUCUUGGCUAUAACCAGCGAUGCGUUCAAAUACCCAUUGCCCUUCAGCCCCUCAAGGCUAACGGGGCUGCUCAUGAUAGCCAACCUUUUGAGCAACACAGCACCGAUUUCUGGCUCGAAAGUGCCAGCCGCGACCGGCUCACUGAGGGAAAGAAUCGUGCAGGCUCUCAGUGAGAUGGAUCAGGCCACCAUGACACAGGCUAUCCUGGCCAUUUUCGUGCGAUGGGCGCCAAUGUUUCACACGGAGGAUUCGCAGGCCUUCCAAGAAGGCAGCUUUCAGCUCAGGGAUAUAGAAAGCCUUCGUGGACGUCAGAAAGAGAGGGAGCUCAUCAGACGAUGGGCGCGUGAUCAUAAUGAUGCGGAGGCGCAGAUGUUCUUCGAGUAUGCUGUUCAGAAGCCAGUCGACAAGUUGGCCAGCUUCGCUCUAGAGAUCAUGGACGCGGAGUUUGGGCCCGGACAGGCCCUUCUGACGAGCAGAUAA